Messenger RNA from Magnusiomyces paraingens, 984 nucleotides. RefSeq lists its product as uncharacterized. The coding region runs from base 1 to 984 and encodes 327 amino acids. The transcript is spliced from 2 exons. Gene Ontology annotation, cellular component: endoplasmic reticulum membrane; Golgi membrane. Lineage: Eukaryota; Fungi; Ascomycota; Dipodascomycetes; Dipodascales; Dipodascaceae. The record is from RefSeq and is a predicted model, not a curated record. Gene Ontology annotation, biological process: GPI anchor biosynthetic process.
AUGACUCGAACACUUCUUACAGUUAACGCUCGAGUAGUACCGGCGAUCCAUACAGGUCUCGCCUUGACGGGGUUUUUUGCAGCUUUUGUAACUGGGACUCUUUUGCAUUAUACAAAACUUACUCAACCUUUUGGUAUUGGCGAAUGGCUUCCAUCUGCAUUAGUGGUCAUUGGACGGUAUUUUCCUGAACGGUCGAUAUUCCAAAUAUUUGCAGCACUAGCUUCGUGGUUUCAUAUUGGGAUCGUUGUGAUCUGGUACUUUAUAACUAAGACUCCGAACUCAAAAGUUCCAGAACUAGUUUUUGCGUCAGGUUUGGUGAGGACAGUGUUUUUGGCGGGGAUCAUAUACAUUCCGAGCCAAGAUGAUCAUGAUACGCAUGACAAGUGUUUUGCAGGAUAUCUUUUAAUGACUGGUAUCUGGUUUUACGGCCUCCUUACCUUUACUGGAGGUACACAAGAUGGAGCACAACAAAUGAAGGGAGAGAAUGUGGAUCAAAGUGCAAGCGAAAUUGCUGACUCAGAAGCAGAUAUGAGCAUAUUACCUAGACAUGAGCAAACCAUUAAAUCACGGGAAAAACCUUCAAGUAAGCUUGGGCACGAACAAAACGAAGAAGAUAAAGAAGAUAGUAGUAAAAGAUACAGAAAACCCCAUGCUACUGAAGGAUACAAACUUCGAAAACAAAUAGCAAUUACAUAUGCCCUAUUGUUCAUUCCUUUGGGCCACUACAUGAUGCAGACACGGGUUUAUGGUUUAUCCGGAGCUGUGUCUAAGUAUGCUAUUUUUGAAUGGCUGGCAAUUAUUCUUGAUAUUGCAUUUGAUGGGGUAGCCAUGAAAGAGUUUAAUGGACUAGAAUUGAAGGUAUUAGCAUACCCAUAUCCAUCCCAUUACAACGGAUCACUUGGUGACGAAAAAGACGAAAAUCUGGACGAAGAUAAGACAGUUUCUUCAUCUCAAAAGGAGCACAUGGAACGGUACUUUGCUUGA